Paramisgurnus dabryanus is the source of this 2018-nucleotide messenger RNA. It is a transcript of the gene jun, whose product is annotated as Jun proto-oncogene, AP-1 transcription factor subunit. Gene Ontology annotation, cellular component: transcription regulator complex. The record is from RefSeq and is a predicted model, not a curated record. NCBI's taxonomy places the organism in Eukaryota, Metazoa, Chordata, Actinopteri, Cypriniformes, Cobitidae. Gene Ontology annotation, biological process: regulation of cell population proliferation; regulation of cell cycle; regulation of transcription by RNA polymerase II. Gene Ontology annotation, molecular function: DNA-binding transcription factor activity, RNA polymerase II-specific; RNA polymerase II cis-regulatory region sequence-specific DNA binding; transcription factor binding.
UCCACGCUGGAGAAGCUCAGAGUAUACAGAUCUCGCUACAGUGAAACAUCUAAGCUUAAGGCUUGGUUGAAUUAAAAUAGCAAGUUUCGUCUCAGCGCUGUUUAUGUUCUGACAUCUUGAAAGAGUACAACAGCUUUGGCUGAGGAGAUUUUAAUGUUCGCGGAGCCGAGUUUUGGACGUUGGCGAUAACUUUACGCAGUAAGUUUCUGACGGGACAGGGAGUUCACGAGCGAACUCUAAACUUUGUGAAUCUUCUUGCUUUUGUCUGAGACCCCGCGCUACUUGUUUUCUGAGGUGCGAGCGGAGAGCGGUUUAUUGCUUGAAACCGUGAAAGACUUUUGAACAGAAAGUUUCGUUUUCUCUUCUAUGUCUACCAAGAUGGAAACUACUUUCUACGAUGACUCUGUAAACAGCGCUUUCUCUCAACAUGACAGCGCUACAUUUGGAUACAACCACAAAGCUAUGAAACACAGCAUGACGCUGAAUCUGACCGACCCAGCCGGCAACCUGAAGCCCCACCUGCGGGCCAAAGCCAACGAGAUCCUCACCUCUCCCGACGUGGGACUGCUCAAGUUGGCUUCGCCGGAGUUGGAGAGGCUCAUUAUCCAGUCCAGUAACGGCUUGAUAACCACAACGCCGACUCCGACUCAGUUUCUGUGUCCCAAGAAUGUGACGGACGAGCAAGAGGGUUUCGCUGAAGGGUUCGUGAGGGCACUGGCCGAACUGCAUCACCAACACUUGCCGAACGUCACCUCCGCUCCCCAGACCACCAUUAACAACACGAUGGCACCCGUGUCGUCCAUGGCAGGUGGUGCGGUUUACAGCUCAGCCAUGCGGUCGGAACCCCCGGUGUACGCUGACCUGAACACGUUCAACCCUGCUAUCAGCAGCGCGCCCUCGGCAGCGCCGAGUUUCAGCGCCCCCAACCCUGCUAUGAGCUACACGACAGCACCGCCACAGCACACCUUGAGCACGCAACUGCCCGUCCAGCACCAGAGACUUCAGGCGCUGAAAGAGGAACCACAGACGGUGCCCGAGAUGCCCGGAGAGACCCCUCCUCUUUCUCCCAUUGACAUGGAGAGCCAGGAGCGCAUUAAAGCCGAGAGAAAGCGCAUGAGGAACCGGAUCGCCGCCUCCAAAUGCCGGAAGAGGAAACUUGAGCGGAUCUCCCGGCUGGAAGAUAAAGUCAAGAACCUGAAGUCGCAGAACUCGGAGCUGGCAUCCACUGCCAACAUGCUGCGCGAACAAGUGGCACAGCUCAAGCAGAAAGUCAUGAACCACGUCAACAGCGGCUGCCAACUUAUGUUGACACAACAGCUGCAAACGUUCUGAGAAGAACGAAAAGACUUUUGAGUUUACUUAAAUAGACGCAAAGGACAAACUUCAUGGGCUUCGAGCAAGCAUGACUGCUGGCAUUAGCCCACUGGGACCGGGACUGUCCGGCCGAGUGCCUUGCGCUCUGGCGCGUAAAAGGAUGCGCUGACUGGACUUUUGAGGAGUACAAAACUUCACAAACUCGGUCUAAUAGAGACAGAGGGCAUGAGACUCACUCUGUUACAUCUUUUACUUUCUGAUAAGAAAAGAGACUUUGUUCACUUUGACCAGAUGGUGCAUGGACCUAAGCUUGACGGAGCACUCAGUAUUAUUGAAGAAAAACCGGGGACAUGACUACAAUAGGGAUAUAAAUGUCUGGCGCAUACCGAGCAGGAAGUCGUGUCCUUUAUACAUUUGAUAAAAGCUGCCUGACCUUAUGAGUUACAUUGUACUUUUUGUUCUUAAACUGAAUGAAAUUGCUUUUUUCCUUUGAGUUAUAGUCAAACUUCAGCAGUUUCCUUUUUUAAAAAAAAGUUCAUUAAUGAGGUUUCACUCAUUGUUAUUUGUAAAUAAGAUCAACCAGGAGUACUUAAGUUUACCAUUUGUAAGUAAAGUACAAUAUAAUUUUUUAUGUUUGUUUUCUGAGAACAUCAGAAACUAAUCAAUAUUUAUGAACUGUAAUAAAGUAUGUGAAACGAAAACAA